AUGCCUCCCGCACGAACGAAGAAGAGAGCUUCAGACGAAGUCGAAGAGCAGCCCACGAUGUCGCAAAAACAUAGAGUCCCUACAAAGGCUGGCACGCCUCCCCUUCUAAGCAGCAGUCCCAGCAAACGGCAAAGGCUCGGUAUCAGCUUAGAGCAGAAGCAGGCGAUUAUUGAUAACCUACAGUUGGAGAUCACCGAUCGCGCCAGGCGGCUUCGCGCACAAUAUAACCAGCAGGCACAAACACUUCGAUCACGUAUUCAGAUGCGCGUCAACCGCGUUCCCAGAUCCAUGCUCAAGAUGACUAUGUCCGACUUGGUUGCUAGAGCCAUCGAUCAGCAAAAGCGCCUUGAGGCAGCUUCGCGGCCACCACCUGUCCCUGAAAAGGACUUUCCUCCCCGGACGAGCCCACACAAGCUCGCACCGCCAGCGCGCUCUGCUAAGCGACUGAGCGAUGCUAUGGCAGGUGGAGACAAAGAAAACGAGCAGGUCCUCAAUCCCAAGAAGAAGCACCGUACUGCCCCAGCGCCUCUGAGCUCCUCUCAGAUACUGUCGCCAACCUCAUCAAACACUAGAUCGCUGGUACGCGAGCGACCGCCUUCCUCGCCAUCGAAGUCUUCCCAGAUCGCUCGGCCUACAUCAUCCCCCGCGAAGCAGCACACAAGUGCCCGAUCGGCGCUCUCGAGCAUGGUUGAGAAGGCUAAAAAGACUGGCCGCACAGCACCUUCGCGUCCUUUGAACGCCUCGACAACCAGUUCCAACGCAUCUGCACCUGCACCUGCUACAGGCACUGUGCCACCCACAAGGACGCGACGAGCCAACACGACAACGGCAACCAAAGCACCAUCGCGGCCUGGAACGCGAACGGGCAAACGAGUGAGCGACUCCAGCGAAGACAGCACAGGAACAGUUGUAAAGAAGACGAUAGCGUCGACUUCCGCGAAAAGAACUGUCAUGGGAACAAUCAGGAAGGGUGUUGGCGCGGCAACAACCAGGAAGCCGGCAGCGCCCAAGUCGGCACCAGCAUCUGCCGCGGGAACCACCAGAGUACUGCGGAAAAGAGGGUAG
Messenger RNA from Colletotrichum spaethianum, 1065 nucleotides. RefSeq lists its product as uncharacterized. The record is from RefSeq and is a predicted model, not a curated record. Gene Ontology annotation, biological process: mitotic sister chromatid segregation. The transcript has 3 exons. Bases 1 to 1065 code for a protein of 354 amino acids. Gene Ontology annotation, cellular component: chromosome passenger complex; chromosome, centromeric region; spindle midzone. Lineage: Eukaryota; Fungi; Ascomycota; Sordariomycetes; Glomerellales; Glomerellaceae.